Messenger RNA from Syngnathoides biaculeatus (alligator pipefish), 3734 nucleotides. It is a transcript of the gene adnpa, whose product is annotated as activity-dependent neuroprotector homeobox a. The record is from RefSeq and is a predicted model, not a curated record. Gene Ontology annotation, biological process: regulation of gene expression. The transcript has 4 exons. NCBI's taxonomy places the organism in Eukaryota, Metazoa, Chordata, Actinopteri, Syngnathiformes, Syngnathidae. Gene Ontology annotation, cellular component: nucleus. The coding region runs from base 609 to 3323 and encodes 904 amino acids.
AAUUUCAACAGCUCACUGCAAUAAAAUUACACCAUUUGAAAGUGUAGCGUUUACUUUUGGUCCAGUGUGACAACGUAUCAUCUAUUUACAGUGUGAAACAGAAGAAUAGUUUUUGAUGUGGCUAUUCAUGAAUCUGAAUUGUGGGACUGUAAACAAAAGCAACUGAAAACUGAAAAUGGAUGGAAUUGAGCUGUGGAGCCAGCUGCCAGGUUCUUACGACUUCCGCUCCCCAGAAUCGCCAUUUUGGAUUUGGAGUUGGUUGGCUUACUUUGCAGUGAUACCUUGCACAGCCAGGCUACCGCGGCUUUCAGUUAUCACACUGGGCACUGGGUGGUGCUGACAGAGUCAUCUUGGAGGACCUUGUUUUCCACAAGUCCGCAUUUCUUCUAUCCCCUUUCUCUCUCCUCGUCUUAUUCUUUUCUCCCCCGUCGGCACGCUGCGGAAUUCCAAGCUCUUGUGGAAGCUGCAAGCUAGCUAGCUUGUAAGCUAGCCGCAAAACAGCAUCGGCACCGGCUUCUUUUUGACCAGAGGAACUCUCAUCAGGCCCGCCGCCACAUUGUCUUUCGUCGUUUAUCCAGUGAGGCCCACCUGGCUCAUCAUCCGGAGAGAUGUAUCAAAUCCCUGUGAACGAUUUGACAAAACUCAGGAAAGCCAGGAAACAAGUGAAAAAUGCACUUGAAGAUAUUGGACUGGAGUACUGCAAGGAGGUGAUAAAUGAAUUAAAGGAUUUCAGUCCUGGUGAUAAAAUUUUCAAUGAGACACUCUACACAGACAUCUGUGUCUGGCAUCCUGCAUACUCUAAAAUACAGGACUAUCGAUCAAGGCCUUACUGCUGCAGAGAGUGUCGGUUUUCUUCCGCAACCUACGCGGGUUACAAGAAUCACUUCCGCCACGCACACAAGAAAAUCAUCCAGGAUCGAGUUCUUCUUAACUGUUCUUACUGCACGUUCAUUGCAAGCAGGAGAACAUUGGAGAUUCAUGUUAGAGUAUUCCACAAGGACAAAUUGGACCAGCAGAUUUCACGGAUUAAUGCAGUCAGACAGAGACAAGUGGCCUCAAAUAAGCCUGCCCUUGGUUCAGCCAGGUCUUUGUACUUUUGCAAAAAAUGCACUUACCGUGACAGUCUCUACAAUGCUGUAAGAAAGCACAUCUACCGGGAACAUUUCAAGCACGUUGUGGCUCCAUACCUGCGUAUGGUUCCCAAAUCCUCUGUUCCAAACGGUGCUCCUUUUAACGGAGACAACAUCCUUUGCAAACGCUGCAAGUUUACCACGAAAACGUAUGAGUCGCUGGUGCAGCAUGUCAUAGAAUAUCAUGAGCGCAUAGGGGCUCAGGUAACGACUAUGAUUGGACAUGCGAAUGUUGUUGUCUCCAAUUUGCCAAACAUGUCCCAGAAAUCUUCUAUGAUUAUCAAUGGGGGCUCGUCUCUCUCAGUUAAUGCAAAAGCACAACCAGUCAUUGGCUACUUAAAGCCACCGGGUCCAACUUUUAAACGUCAGUCUUUGAGUGCAGCCAAACAGGUCGGCGUUAAAGCCCCCCCCAACACUGUGCCCGAAAGCAAUGUGCCUGGUGUCAACACAUCCCAGACGCAGAAGUGGAAGAUAUGUACAGUGUGCAAUGAGCUUUUUCCAGAGACACUUUACAGUGCUCAUUUUGAAAGUGCGCACAAGGCUAGAAUAGUGUGGGCCAUGGCCAAGUAUAUCAUGAAAAUCCACAACUUUACCAGUAAAUGUUUGCUUUGCAAUCGCUACCUGCCCAGCGAUACGCUGCUUAACCAUCUGCUAGUACAUGGGAUCACUUGUCCACAGUGCCACUCUGCGUUCCACAGUGUGGAGAAACUCCUUGAGCAUGAGCGCCAGGCUCACCUCAGUGUUUUUGUAGGACCGCCGGGAUCAGCACCGCUCACUUUUGAUCUCACCAUCAAGCAAAACGUGCAGCUUCAUGUUCUGACCUUUAACAUGAAAGAGUCUGAGAACAAAGAUCUGUCUUUCAAUCCUCUUGUCAAAGUGACACCUUCCAUUGCAGAAAUGCAGACUCAUGAGCCUGAAAGUAUGUGCUCCACAGAGAGGGAAAGGAACGACUUGAACAGGACCAUGUGUCCGCUUUGUUGCACCAAUGUGAAAGAUCCGGUGCCGAACGCUCUGGCCGUUCACCUAAGGCAGCGACAUCAGGUGCUCCAAACAAUGCAUCCAGUUGAAAAGAAAAUGACAUACAAGUGCAUCCAUUGUUUGGGAGUGUACACAAGCAACAUGGUGGCUUCCACAAUUACACUGCAUCUUGUCCAGUGCAGAGCAGUAGGAAGGAAGCAGGCGAGUCUCGGUGCCAAGUCGCCAUUGACGCUUAACUCGUCAGGGAUGAGCAUGCUCAAGAGGCCGAUGCCGUCAACACGGAUAGCAUCUUACCCCAAGAAGAUCAAACUAACUGCAGAGUCAAUACUUCCUUCCACCACUGGAAAGAAAACCGGUACUGGGGAGCUGACUCUUGAUCCCAAUGUGCACAAGACAUAUGAGGCUCGUAAAAAUUUCCUAAAAUCUUAUUUCAAUCAACGACCUUACCCUUCCCCCAAAGAAGAAAAGAAACUGUCUGCCAGCCUCUGGAUAUGGAAAGCUGACAUCUCUAAGCACUUUGCAGUUUUGCAAAAGGAAUGCAAAAGUCUCUGUGAGACAUUCAGCAUGUCUGUGCUGCUUGGAUUUGACAUGCAGGCCCUCAACAAAGUGAAACAUGACAUGAUUUUCAAGAACGUCCAGAUUGAAAGCACUUCAAGGAGGCCAGGUGGACUCAAGUCUGGUAUUCCAAACAUGACCAAAAAUCUUAAGGGUGUCUCUUCCAGCUUGAGGAACACAUGCACAGAGCCCAUUCUAAUUGACUCAGACAGUGAACCAGAAAUGCAGCAGCCACCUGUCGCUAAGAGAAAUGGUGACUCGGACCUGCACAAAGAUGCAUCCAAAGUGACUCAGACGGGGGAGGAGCACCUGUGUGACUCGACGCAGCCAGGUGAUUCAGCACAGAUGGGAGAGAAACCACCAGGCGACUUGGCACAGAUGGACGAAAAGCCAACAGGUGACUGGACACAGAUGGAAGAGAAGCUACCAGCUGACUCGCCACAGUCGGAAAAGAAGCAGCCAGGCGACGCGACCCAGACAGAAGAGAAGCCUCCAGGUGACUCGACACAGACGGAAGAGAAGCAGGGAGAUGACUCGACACCGACGGAAGAGAAGCGGCCAGAUGAAUCCACACCGAGCGGAGAGGAGGUUAGAGUAAACACAGAAGAGCCCUUAAGUGCAAAUGAAAUAUCUUUGCAAGAUGAAAGUGCAAACAAUUGAAAUGUGUCGGUGUCUGGGCUUGGGAAGUGUGCCUUGUUGUAUGAAAGAUCUGUUUCCAUAGUUGUCCAAUAAAAUGCAAUUCUCUCCAAAUUUGGUAAUUAAGUACUUGUAUUCAAUUAACCAAUAUUUUUUUGUUUUAAUUACAAAAUGGAGUUACAUGCUUUUAAUUGGACAACAAUGAAGCGAAAUGGCCUACAAAUUUGCAGCGUUCCAGUGUUUCAUUGUACUGUACAUACUUUAUGUUCUUUAAUUUCCCCCACCCUGCCCGAAACCUGUUAACCUGUUAAAGACACAGUCUCAUUUCUCAGAUAUAUAUUUUUCAACUGUAUCAAAUUGCCAAUAUUCAUUUGGAAAAUGUAUAGUAAUUGCUUAUGUUCACAUUUUCAAUAAAAACAGUAAAAAAGAAAUUAA